Molecule: messenger RNA, 1054 nt
Organism: Hydra vulgaris (swiftwater hydra)
Lineage: Eukaryota; Metazoa; Cnidaria; Hydrozoa; Anthoathecata; Hydridae
Product: very long chain fatty acid elongase AAEL008004
Biological process (GO): fatty acid elongation, saturated fatty acid; sphingolipid biosynthetic process; fatty acid elongation, polyunsaturated fatty acid
Cellular component (GO): endoplasmic reticulum membrane
Molecular function (GO): fatty acid elongase activity
Source: RefSeq, a predicted model, not a curated record
UUGUGGUUUUUAUUCUGAAAUGUUAGUCCAACAUUUUUGGCAAUAUUAUUUUAAUAUUCUUGAUGCCGGAGAUUCUAGAACAGCCAACUAUUUGUUUGUUAGAGACCCUAAGUUCGUAAUGAUUUCUAUAGUUCUUUAUUUAACAAUGGUUUUUGCUGGACCCAAGUUUAUGAGAAAUAGAAAAGCUUUAAAUCUACGUAUGGUGCUAAUUAUCUAUAAUUUUCUUUCUGUUUUAUUUUCUAUCUGGAUGCUAUGGGAGUUUUUAGUCAGUAUCAUUUUGGAUAAAACUUUUAAUUUAUUGUGUCAACAUGUUGAGGAAAAUGACACCAGACUUUUGACCAUUCGUCUAAUAGAUGUUCAUUGGUGGUAUUUCUUUUCCAAGUUUUUAGAAUUUAUUGACACAUUUUUCUUUGUGGUCCGAAAGAAGAAUAACCAAAUAUCAUUUCUUCACACAUACCAUCAUGUGUCAAUGUUACUUCUUCAAUGGGGCUUGAUUAAGUUUGCUCCUGGAGGAGCUUCUACAAUUGGUCCUAUUUUUAACACUUUCAUACAUGCUGUUAUGUAUACCUACUACAUGUUGGCUGCUGUUGGUCCACACAUGCAAAAAUAUUUAUGGUGGAAAAAAUAUCUUACUAGAAUGCAAAUGGGGCAGUUUAUUCUUAUUUUUGCAUUUUGUGCUAACUCUAUAUACGCGUGCCAACACGGUACGCGUGUAAUAUUCUUUUGGAUUCAUUUGGUUUAUAUGGUAACACUGUUUAUGUUAUUCAGUAACUUCUACCAAACAUCAUAUAAUACAAAAAACAAACAGCAAUGUAAGGAAGACUAAUGGUAAUAUUGAAUGGUAACCAUGAUAAUCUCGUCACUUGCAAACGGAAAAAUGCUUUAUCUUCUCACUUGCAAAUGGAAAAAUGCUUUAUCUUGUCAUUUGCGAAUGGAUUGUGACAAUAUUAAAUCCAAAAUUAGCUCUAUCAACUAUUACUAGCUCUAUCAACUAUAGUUUGGAUUGUUAAAAGAAUUUUUUUUAUUAAAUAAAUUCUGUUCAACUAUAGUCGAA